This is a messenger RNA of Trematosphaeria pertusa, 690 nucleotides long. RefSeq names its product Fcf2-domain-containing protein. Gene Ontology annotation, molecular function: RNA binding. The record is from RefSeq and is a predicted model, not a curated record. Gene Ontology annotation, cellular component: nucleolus. Bases 1 to 690 code for a protein of 229 amino acids. The transcript is spliced from 3 exons. Lineage: Eukaryota; Fungi; Ascomycota; Dothideomycetes; Pleosporales; Trematosphaeriaceae. Gene Ontology annotation, biological process: RNA processing.
AUGGCCCAGCCAGCACAUCACGCCGAGGAUAGCGAUGAGGAGCUCACCGAUGAGCAGGUCAGGCAGCUCCUCAACGAGGCCGAAAAGAGGCUGCGCGAAAAGGCGAGCUCGCACCCCACCGCCGAAAAACCGUUCACGCUUCCUAAGCUGAAGCCGACCCAGCUGCCUGAUACGUACCUGACGACGAAGGGCUCCAUUACUCGACUUGACCAGUCCAAGCUUGUCCCUGAGAAGGACCGCGCUCUUGCAAAUGGAGUGAAGAAGAUUGAGGAUCCCGUUGUUGCCAAGAGACAGAGGAAAGAGGAGAAGAAGGCCACCGCUGGAUCAUCGUGGUUCGACCUCCCUAAGCUAGACGUCACGCCGCAGCUGCGUCAGGACCUUCAGCUUCUUCAAAUGCGAAAUGUGCUCGACCCGAAGCGGCAUUACAAGAAAUCAGAUUCCAAAUCCGCCGUCCCGGUCUACGGGCAAGUUGGAACGAUCAUCGAGGGACCUACGGAGUAUUACAGUAGCCGCAUCAACAAGAAGGACAGGAAGCAGACCUUCGUAGAGGAAGUCCUUGCGCAAGAAGAAGAGUCGGGCAAGUUCAAGAGAAAAUACGACGAGAUCCUCAAAUCGAAGACUAGUGGCAGGAAGGCGCACUACAAAGCGCUAAAAGCCAAGCGCCGAAAAGGCAAGGCCGUCAACCCAUGA